UAGAAUUAAGACAUCCGGGAUAAAUGACUCAGCUGAGCGCAAUGAAGCCAAAACAUGUGCGUCCAGGCUUAAUUGGUUGCACAAAGACCAAGCCAGGAUGAGCAGACACGGAUUCAUUAAGCCAGGUGAAACCAAUCCUGGAUAGGUGCGCGCUCACGGCUCACUCAAAUAGACCCCGCCACAGAUCACAGAUUAACUGAUUUACCAUGGCAACUAGAGCCGCGUACUUUUCCCCGUCGGAAGCACAAAUCCUCAUGGAGGCAUACGAGGAGGUAAAAGAUAUAAUUAAGAAGAAAGGCAACACCGCCACAGUGAUAAAGCAAAGAGAAAAAGCGUGGCAAAGUAUUGCAGACCGCCUGAAUGCGUAAGUAGUGCACAAUUACACACUCACCGCUCCGCUGAAACAUCACAAUUACAAUUCAAAUAUUUAAUUCACAUCUCCAAAAAUACAGUUGUACUGUAAUUAUGAAACGGUUAAAUUUUUAAUUGAAAUGCACUGCAGAUAUGAGUGAAAUUGUGUAAAGUAACUCCAUCACACUGUAUAAAGCUAUGAUAAUUUUUUUAUAUUUUUACUGAAGACAAAAAUACCAAGUAAUUUUUUGCAGUGUGACUCCAUUAAAUGUGUGUGUGUGUGUGUGUAGAUUAAACAUGAACGGGCCAAAACGGACAUGGCAGCAGGUCAAAAUCAAAUACAAGAACAUUCUGCAGAAUGCAGUGAAAAAUAAUACCCACAGACAAGGCACGGGUGGUGGGUCACCAAAGGCUGACCUUACCCCAGCAGAGGACAUGGCCUUGGAGCUAAAUAAAGGCAGGCCCGUCUUAGAGGGGAUCCCUGGGGGGAAAGAGACGAGCAUAGGUUCCUCCCAAGAUGCCACCCGCUUCAUUCAAGUGCCUGGCAGCACUGUGUUCCUGUUAGAGCCACCAGCACAAGCACCAGACGAUGCUGAUCCAGGUGAAGGCCCCAGUGCAGCAGCAACAGCACAUGAUGGAGACGAUGAUGAGGAGGAGACCAUCUCUCUGGAUUCCAGAAGGCAUGAGGACCCAAAUGCUAUACAGUGGGAAAACCAGCCUGGCAACAUAAGCUCACAAGCUAUCAGAAAGUUGUAUGGCAACCACCUCCGGCGCCAAAUAGAACUGGCAGACAUUCAGGACAAGAAGAAAAAGAUGGAAAAUUUUGCACUGGAGUCCGAAAUAAAAAAGAGGACAAUUAGGAAACUGGACCUUGAAAUAAAAAAACUUGAGAGGGAGCUCCAAGAAGAUGACACAGCUCAAAAUAAAAAUUAGCAAUCAGUACAACCAAGUCAUCAUUAUAAGGCAUCGCCCUCUUUUGCCCACCCCCCCAGCACCAGGUGUGGCCACUAGCCUAUAUGAAGGCCCAAAAUUGUGUGUUCCUUUCUGCUCUGACAAUGGCAUGCCCAUUCGUGCGAGAUGUGGUGGAUGAAGAAGCACUUGUGCUGAGGAGAGCCUUCAGGCGAGAAAGGGUCUUCAGGGACCGGUUGGACCCACUGGCCUUCCCUGAUGACCAUCUAUAUGAAAGAUACAGGUUUUCUGCAGAUGGCAUCAGGUAUCUAUGCAGACUACUGGGUCCCAGGAUUAAGCACCGCACUGCACGGAGCCAUGCACUGAGUGUGGAUCAAAUGGUUUGUGUGGCCUUGCGCUUUUUUGCUAGUGGAGCCUUCCUGUACUCAGUGGGGGAUGCAGAACAGCUGAACAAGGCCACAAUUUGCCGCACAAUAAGGAGUGUGUGUCUGGCUAUCAAAGCAUUAGCAGAUGUCUUCAUCUCCUUCCCUGGCCACAGAAGACUCUGUGACAUCAAAGAGGAGUUCUAUAGGAUUGCAGAUGGUCUGCAAUGCUGACUGUGUGAUCAGCAAUGUUGUGGCAAAAUGGCCUGGCUCAGUCCAUGACUCCAGAAUCUUUCGGUCCUCUGAAAUCUAUCAGUGCCUAUCACAAGGUGAAUUCUCUGGUGUGUUGCUGGGAGACAGGGGGCAUAUGGCUGCCAGCCUUUUCUCCUGACACCUUUCACAGACCCCCAGGAAGCACAGCAGGCCUACAACCAUGCCCAUGCCAGGACCAGGGCCAGAGUUGAAAUGACCUUUGGCCUCCUGAAGGCACGCUUUCACUGCCUUCACAAAUUAAGGGUCAGCCCUGUUAGGGCAUGUGAUAUUACUGUGGCUUGUGCUGUCCUCCACAAUGUGGCCUGCCUGAGGAAGGAGAGGGCCCCCAGAGUGCCACCAGCCAUGGACUGGGACAAUCCGGCAAUCUUCCCUGAUGACGACAGUGGUCGGCUGCUGAGGGACCAAUAUGUGUUGAAUUAUUUUAGUUAGUAUGUGUGCUUUCAAUUUUGGUUAAAUAUGUCCUGCGGUGGCAGAGGAAUUUGGGUUUUUUUGGGUUCGUUUUUUGACGAAUUUGGCCUCUUAUGAUGUUUGUGCGGUAUACUGUGUGUAAUACAAGGCUGCAGGAGGCUACUGCAUCCAUUCAUUUGUCUGUUCAGUUGAUGUGUAUGGAUUUGUCCUGCAUUUAUUUUAGUGUGCAGACAUGCAGGGUGUGUUAUAUACAGACCUUUGAAUGUGUAUGUAUCAUUUUGUAUAAUAUGCUUGGAUUCUGUGCUUUCCAUCUUGUAGAGUCACUGUGACUUCAGUUUCGAAAGGAGCUGAUGGUUUACCUGCUUUGUUUUGUCCUUAUUCAAUAAAGGAACAUAAUGUUACACAUUGUGUUUUUAUAUUCA
Messenger RNA from Oncorhynchus nerka (sockeye salmon), 2725 nucleotides. RefSeq names its product putative nuclease HARBI1. The coding region runs from base 649 to 1284 and encodes 211 amino acids. The record is from RefSeq and is a predicted model, not a curated record. NCBI's taxonomy places the organism in Eukaryota, Metazoa, Chordata, Actinopteri, Salmoniformes, Salmonidae. The transcript is spliced from 10 exons.